Hemisphaericaspora subhashii is the source of this 1803-nucleotide messenger RNA. RefSeq lists its product as uncharacterized. The transcript has a single exon. The record is from RefSeq and is a predicted model, not a curated record. The coding region runs from base 1 to 1803 and encodes 600 amino acids. Gene Ontology annotation, molecular function: ATP binding; ABC-type transporter activity; ATP hydrolysis activity. Lineage: Eukaryota; Fungi; Ascomycota; Pichiomycetes; Serinales; Debaryomycetaceae. Gene Ontology annotation, cellular component: membrane.
AUGACAAGCAGAGUAGACGUCCUUACUUGGUCAAACAUCAAAUUACAAUUAAAUACAGGUGAAAAACAACUCCUUAUCGAUGAUGUUAGCGGAACCGUAAAUGCUGGAGAAUUAUUGGCACUUAUGGGUCCUUCAGGUUCUGGUAAAUCCACAUUAUUAAACAUAUUAGCUCAUCGUUCUAUUUCAGGUAAUAUGACCCAAACUGGAGAAAUCUUGGUUAAUAAAGAACAUGCAACUUUAAGUAAAAUUAAACAAUUGUCAAGUUAUGUUGAACAAGAAGAUUCAUUGAUCGGUUCAUUGACAGUUAAGGAAACUGUUGAUUUUGCUGCUAAAUUCGCUGGUAUCGACUCUAAUUAUAGAAAACAUUUAGUUGACAAGACUAUUGCUGUAUUGGGGUUGGAAGAGCAAAGAGAUGUUAAGAUCGGUAGUCCGAUUCAAAAAGGGAUCUCUGGUGGUCAAAAGAGAAGAGUAAGUAUAGCUUCCCAAAUCAUUACUACUCCUUCAAUAUUGUUCUUGGAUGAACCUACUUCUGGUUUAGAUUCUGUUGCUUCCAGAGAAGUUAUAACGACCAUUAAGAAGCUUGCUACUGAAGAAAACAUGAUUGUUAUUUGUUCAAUCCAUCAACCUUCUACCCAUACUUUUGAAUUGUUUGACAAAGUGCAUUUCUUAUCUAAAGGUAAGACAAUCUAUCACGGUAAAGUUGAUAAUGUUGUCAAAUACUUCGAUAAGGCCGGAUAUCCUAUUCCACCAUACGUCAAUCCUUCAGAACAUGUUUUAGAUUUGAUUAAUACUGAUUUCACUGGUGAUGCUCCAAAAGAAGAAAAAUUCAAAAUCUUGGAUGACCUUCGUACGAAAUGGGAAGAAUGUGUUACAUGUCACGAAUGGGAAAAAGACGACGACAAUUCUGAUUAUGACUCAAACCAACCAAUCGAACUCGAAAAAGUCGACGUAAAGAAAGAAAUAAGAAACACAUUCAUUCUUCUCCACAGAGUGCUUACCAAAGCCAGAAGAGAUGUUUUGACAUAUUAUGUCAGAUUGGUCAUGUAUUUAGGUUUGGCCAUUUUAAUGGGUACAGUUUGGCUUAGAUUAGGUGCUGGUCAAGAGAAUAUUCAACCAUUCAUCAAUGCUAUCUUCUUCUCAGGUGCAUUCAUGUCAUUUAUGUCAGUUGCUUAUAUCCCAUCUUAUCUUGAAGAUUACUCCAGUUUUAAGAAGGAAAGAUUGAACGGGUUAUAUGGUCCCUUAUCAUUUUGUCUUUCCAACUUCCUAGUCGGGCUUCCGUUCUUAUUCCUCAUUGCACUCAUAUUCAGUAUUAUUACAUUCUUCAUGGCAAACUUUAAUCAAAGAGCUAUUGGGUUUUUCUAUUACUUGAUGUGGUUAUUCCUUGAUCUUGUUGCGGCCGAAUCCAUGACUAUUUUCUUUGUGUCGGUCUUCCCUAAUUUCGUCAUUUCAUUGGCAUUAGUUGCGUUUGCUAAUGGUUUAUGGAUGGCAGUUGGUGGGUUCUUGGUGUCUGCAAACAUCUUGAAUGUUUUCUGGUAUUACACCUUCUAUUGGAUUGAUUAUCAAAGAUAUGUGUUCCAAGGAAUGAUGUUUAACGAGUUUAAUGACAGAAACUUUGAUUGUGAUUCCAAUUGCCACUGUAUGUAUAGUUCUCCAUUAGAGGGCCAAUGUCAAAUCGAUGGUAAAGCUGUUUUGCAAGCACUUGGAUAUGGGAAAUAUGACAAGGGGCUUUGGGUUGGCGUUUUGAUUGCCAUUAUUUUCUUUUACAGAGCUGCCAGUUAUCUCGUUUUGAGAUAUAAGAAGUAA